AUGAAUGUUUAUAGUGGAAGUUCUUCAUCAAAUAUUACUACUCAUGAUCACUUUAUAUCACAAUAUUACAACAACAAUAUCAAUCAAAGUAUUCAUCCUUCAAUUACUACUCAUCACUUCAAUCAUGAUGAUGAUCAUACAAACAUCAGCACCAAUAUCAUGGAUAAGAAUAAGAAAAUCAAGAUCAAGAACAUGAAGAAGAUUAAGGUGGCUUCAACUGCUAAUUGUUUCGAAGAACAACAACAACGACAACUCAAAUCGGAUAUUCAAUUCCAAACACACAAAGUGGUGACAGAAAGAAGAAGUCAAAAGCUUAGUGAUAAGAUUACAGCUCUUCAAAAACUGGUUUCUCCCUAUGGCAAGACUGAUACAGCUUCAGUACUUGAGGAGGCUUUCAUUUCAAUUACAGAACUCCAAAUACAUAUUAAGAACAUGUCUCUUAUGUUCAUGAGUAAUAACCAUUUGGAUUCCCAGAAAAGUGAAGAUCAAAUGGAGUUACAAAGAAUGGGACUUUGCCUAGUUCCAUUGACAGCAAUUCAUUCCAAAUUUGAGGGCAAAAGCAAAUUAAUACCAAAUUCAUUGAAUUAUCAUUAUUAG
This is a messenger RNA of Impatiens glandulifera, 597 nucleotides long. Its product is annotated as transcription factor bHLH113-like. Gene Ontology annotation, cellular component: nucleus. NCBI's taxonomy places the organism in Eukaryota, Viridiplantae, Streptophyta, Magnoliopsida, Ericales, Balsaminaceae. The transcript is spliced from 5 exons. Gene Ontology annotation, molecular function: DNA-binding transcription factor activity, RNA polymerase II-specific; RNA polymerase II cis-regulatory region sequence-specific DNA binding; protein dimerization activity. Gene Ontology annotation, biological process: regulation of transcription by RNA polymerase II. The record is from RefSeq and is a predicted model, not a curated record. The coding region runs from base 1 to 597 and encodes 198 amino acids.